Messenger RNA from Scedosporium apiospermum, 1650 nucleotides. RefSeq lists its product as uncharacterized. Gene Ontology annotation, cellular component: mitochondrion. The record is from RefSeq and is a predicted model, not a curated record. Bases 1 to 1650 code for a protein of 549 amino acids. The transcript is spliced from 6 exons. Gene Ontology annotation, biological process: anterograde axonal transport. NCBI's taxonomy places the organism in Eukaryota, Fungi, Ascomycota, Sordariomycetes, Microascales, Microascaceae.
AUGUCGUCUCCUGAACCAUCCACCGACAAGAAGGACGUCACUUCUGCGACUGCGCCUGAUGUCACUGAAGCUCCUGAAGCUAAGGAGGAGCAGCCAAAGGUCGAGGCUACCAAGGAGGCCGAGUCCAAUGCUGAAGCUGAUGCUUCCAAGGAUGACACUUCGUCGGAGAAGCCCACCGAGCCAGCCGAGGCCAAACCCGAAACUGAGAAGGCCGAGGCGAGCAGCGCCGAAAAGAAGGACGAGGAAACCGAUAUCGAGAUGAAGGAUGCCGCAACCGAGGGCGGAGAUGCCACUCCUGCUACCGACGCGAAAGAAGAGGCGGCGGCCGAUAAGACCAAGGCGGCGCGUCGCAAGUCGACUGGUGCCACCGAGAAGGGCAAGAAGCUCAACAGGAAACAGUCCAAAGCCCGCAUUACGAACCUGAAUGCCCAGCCUGGCGAUCAUUACCUCGUCAAGCUUAAGGGAUUCCCUCCUUGGCCCGCCGUUAUCUGCGAUGAAGUCAUGCUUCCCCAGCUUCUUCUUACCACGCGACCCGUCACUGCCAAACGAGCCGAUGGCACAUACCGCGAGGACUUCGCCGACGGAGGCAAGCGAGUCAAUGACCGCACAUUCCCCGUCAUGUACCUAUAUACCAAUGAAUUUGGUUGGGUUCCCAACACGUCCCUUCAGGAGCUGUCACCCGAGCAAGCUUCGGAAGCCAUCAACGACAAGAUGCGAAAGGAUUUGCAGGCUGCCUACGAGUUGGCGGCGGAAGGCCAUGACCUCGACUACUACAAGGACCUGCUCCAACAGUUCCAGGAGGAACUAGUUGCCAAGGAAGAGGCUAAGAAGUCGAAGAAGUCCAAGGCCGCAGCCGCUGAUAGCAUGGACAUCGACGAAGUCGAGGAAGCGACGCCUGCCAAGAAGUCGAAGAAGCGUAAGGCUGAAGAUGAGACUGCCACCCCUCAACGAAGCGACUCGGUGAAGAAGCCCAAGAUUAAGCUCUUGAAUUCCGCCGCUAAGGCGUCGAAUGGCGGUGCCCCACCUAAGGCCUCCAAAGAACAGGCGGCCCCCAAGCCGUCCAAAUCUAAGUCGAAGCCCAGCAAGCCAGCAGAGGAGACCAGGAGGCCUGAGUUGACUCCCGAGGAACGCCACGAGAGGAAGUCGAAGGAAGUGUUGUAUCUUCGACAUAAGCUUCAGAAGGGUUUCUUCCCUCGCGACGCGGUGCCCAAGGAAGAGGACAUGCAGUUCAUGAGCGAAUUCUUCACGAGAUUGGAGAGGUUUACGGAAAUGGACGCGAGCAUCCUCCGAGCGACCAGGAUUUACAAGGUCCCCCGGGCCAUCCUUAGAAUGGAAUCAAUCCCCAGGGAGGAGGAAUUCAACUUCAAGUCUCGCUCCCAGGGUCUCCUUGAUCAGUGGAAUAAGCUUUUGGCUGCCGAGCCAGCACCGGUCGAGGGUGGCUCUAACGGCGUGAACGGGAAGGAAGAGAAGAAGGCAGUUAAGCCCGAGUCUAACGGAGCUGACGAGAAGGCUGAGAAGGCGUCGGCGGAUGAGAAGACCGCGACAGAGCCCGUCGAGAAGAAGGAAGACGUUGCUGACACAAAGGGCAGCGAAGCCACCGAGGAGGAGGAGGAGACAAAGGCCCCUGCUGCUGUCGAGGCCUCGGCUUAG